AUGCUUCUCAUGUGUAUCAUCACCUUCUUCCUCCUCAGAACCAUAUACUCCAACCAGUUCUAUGAUAUGAGCUUGUGUUCAGCCUCCAAAUUCUAUCCAGGAACACAAUACACUUGCGAUGACGGUAUUGGCAUCCAAGCAUGUGAAACAUUCUUAGUUUACCGAGCAAAAGAAGGUCUUGAUACCAUCUCAAAGAUCGCAAACCUCUUCGGUGUCUUUCAAGAUAAAAUUCUCAUGUACAGCAAUGUUACUGAUCCUUUCCAGAAACUCGAGAAGGACCGUGAAGUAGUUGUACCAAUACAAUGUGAUUGCUUUGGUGGCUUCUUCCUAUUCAAUGUGAGUUUCCAAGUUUCUAAUGGUGAAUCUUAUAUAAGCAUUGCUUGUGAGGUUUUUGAAGGUCUAGUGAAGGCUCAAACACUGGCAGAACAUAACUAUUUGAAUGAGAAGAAUCUAACUGACUCUAAGGUUGAGUUCACUGUGCCCUUAAAAUGUGCAUGUCCUGAUAGAAAUGAUACUAAAGGUAACAUUCAUUACCUUGUGACUUAUCCAAUUGUGGAACAUGAUGAAGUUGAGCUUAUUUCUGAGAAAUUUGGUGUCUCUUCUAGUGAUAUUUGUGUAGCUAACAAUAUCAUCCCCUUUUCAACUGUUUUUCCUAAUACCACUGUCUUAAUUCCUCUUCAAAAACAGCCUUUUAUCAAUUACAGUUUGAAUGCUGAUCCUAACACUGAUAUUGCCUCUGCUUUCAUUCCUACGGUCACUAACGGUAGAGACAAUGAUGACCAUGGCCAUGAGAAAAAGUUCUAUCCUAUCAGUUUUAGUGUUGGUGGUUCUUCUGCAAUCCUUCUCAUUCUUUUUGGAUUCGGUUUCUUUUGGAAAACAAGAGCAAAACAUAAGUCUCUAAACGAUAAGCAUCGUGUCUCUACAUCGACUCGCACCUCCACAAAUUCAUGUUUGUCACCAGAUCUGAUUGCAGGGAUGUCUAAGUACUCUUUAGUCAGUUAUACAAUUGAUGAGCUUAAUGUUGCGACGAACUUCUUCAGUGAAGAGAAUAAGCUAGGCUCAUCCGUUCAUAAAGGAAAUAUUAAAGGGACUGAGCUUGUGAUCAAGAGGAUGGAAUUCAAGGAUGCUUACCGGGUUAUAAAUAUACAUUCAAUAAUCAAUCACACUAAUAUUGCACUUUUGGAAGGUGUUUGUUAUGGAGACGAUGAAUCCCUGCCUUCCUAUCUAGUGUUUGAGUUCGCCAUUAAUGGUUGUUUGAAGGACUGCUUGAAGAAUAAUCCUGAAAUGCUUCCAUGGCAGAGACGGAUUCAAAUCGCUUUCGAUGUAGCUGUUGCUCUUCACUACAUACAUCACUGUACUAUUCCAUCCUUCAAUCAUAUGAACAUUAGUAGUAAGAACAUCUUAAUAACAGGAGAUUGGAGGGCGAAGAUUGGUAAUUUAGGCAAAGAGUGUGACCAUGUUUUGGUUUCAACCGAUGAAUGGAUUGCGCCGGAGUUCCGUAACCAUGGACUGAUUUCACCAAAGGUUGAUGUCUUUGCAUUUGGGGUUGUUUUGUUUGAACUUCUGAUUGGAAAAGAGGUCAAGAUUGGAGAUUUUGUAAAGGAAUGUUUAGGAUUUCUUAGCGGAAACGGAAGUGGAAAUGGUUGUUUUGAUGAGUUGAGAAGGUUCAUGGAUUCAAACUUGAGAGAUUGUCCAAUUGGUGAAGCUUUGUGUGUGACUGUUCUUGCUAAGGCUUGUGUCGACAAUGAUUCUCUCCAUCGUCCUUCGAUGAAUGAUGUCCUAAUGAUUCUUGCAAGGAUGGUGAGAUAA
Dioscorea cayenensis subsp. rotundata (Guinea yam) is the source of this 1809-nucleotide messenger RNA. RefSeq names its product lysM domain receptor-like kinase 4. Gene Ontology annotation, molecular function: protein kinase activity; ATP binding. The record is from RefSeq and is a predicted model, not a curated record. The coding region runs from base 1 to 1809 and encodes 602 amino acids. Lineage: Eukaryota; Viridiplantae; Streptophyta; Magnoliopsida; Dioscoreales; Dioscoreaceae. Gene Ontology annotation, biological process: protein phosphorylation. The transcript has a single exon.